This is a messenger RNA of Entamoeba invadens IP1, 621 nucleotides long. RefSeq names its product 40S ribosomal protein S7, putative. Gene Ontology annotation, molecular function: structural constituent of ribosome. Gene Ontology annotation, biological process: rRNA processing; ribosomal small subunit biogenesis; translation. The transcript has a single exon. The record is from RefSeq and is a predicted model, not a curated record. Gene Ontology annotation, cellular component: small-subunit processome; ribosome; 90S preribosome. Bases 1 to 621 code for a protein of 206 amino acids. NCBI's taxonomy places the organism in Eukaryota, Evosea, Mastigamoebida, Endamoebidae.
AUGUCAGCGGCAACAGGAAAAAUGACUGCAGCGAAGUCGGCUGCCAAAGUAGAGGCACCAGUCACCGAACUCAAACCAGGUAUGGAGCCAUAUUCGAGACUCAUUCGUGAGAUGGUAGGCACCAUGGAGAAAUCGAUUCCCGAGAUGAAAUUAGUCAAAGUCCACUCUGCACGUAAAAUCCCAACAUCGAAGGACAAAUUUGCCACCGUUGUAUUUGUCCCAUUGAGAAUGAUGAGAAAGAUUCGCCCCAUUCAAGCCAAAUUGGUCGACGCUCUUGAAAAGAAAAUGAACCAACCGGUCUUCAUCAUCGGAAAGAGAAUCGUUGCUCAUGCCGCUAGACCAGGACAAGCUGAUAAGUCGGAGUACAAGCCAAUUUCAAGAACCAGAAAGGCCGUCCAUGAGGCUUAUAUGAACGAAAUGUUGUAUCCAGUCCAAAUCAUCGCUCAACGAAUUCGUGUCUCAAUGCACUCUAAUGUCCCUGAAGGAAGAAAAACAGUCUCCUUGGGCGUCGAUGACCUCGCUUUGAAAAACACCGUUAAGGCAAGAUUAAACGUUUACUCCUCAGUCUACAAGGUCAUCACCGGAAACGAAGUCGCCUUUGAUUUCCCUCUCUCCGCUUAA